This is a messenger RNA of Thalassophryne amazonica, 2930 nucleotides long. RefSeq names its product WD repeat-containing protein 70. Gene Ontology annotation, cellular component: site of double-strand break; nucleus. Gene Ontology annotation, biological process: regulation of DNA double-strand break processing. The record is from RefSeq and is a predicted model, not a curated record. Gene Ontology annotation, molecular function: protein binding. Lineage: Eukaryota; Metazoa; Chordata; Actinopteri; Batrachoidiformes; Batrachoididae.
AAAACAGGAAGAGCACGCGCAGGUUAAAGGUGAAUUUACUAUUUUGUAAACAUCGAUCCCAACAAAGUGCGUGAAGCAACAAACAACAUGAGUGGUGAUGGAGACAUUUCAUCUGUCAUGGGAUUCUCUGGUUUUGGUAAGAAGGCCCGUACAUUUGACUUGGAGGCUAUUUUUGAACAGACCCGGCGAACAGCCAUUGAGAGAAGCCAGCAUAUAUUAGAGGAGAGGGCUGAAGGAGACUCAACGUUGGAGGAAGGAGGGGAGAGCUCCAAUUCAAUCACCUCAUCUGGACAUCUCCCAAGGAAAAAGCUGCAGCGGCUCCUUCCAGGAAGGAUGAGAUUGACAGCAGGCAGCAGUGAGAGCAGCUCAGAUUCAGAGCUCGUUGGUCCCCAGUUCCUGCUCAGUUUCUGUCCCAGCCGCGUGAUGAUUUGAGAUGAUGAUGAUGGUGAUGAUGAGCUGGUUGGUCCACCUCUUCCUCCAGUUACACAGCAGCACAGCUCACAGUGAGAGAUGAUGGGAGGUGAGCAAGAUGAGGACGAUGAUAAUCCAGUAAAGAAGAUUCCAGACACUCAUGAGAUCACCCUGCAACACGGCACAAAGACCGUAUCGGCGCUUGGCUUAGACCCCUCUGGAGCUCGUCUGGUGAGUGGCGGAUACGAUUACGAUGUGCGUUUCUGGGAUUUUGCGGGGAUGGACCAAGCUCUGCAGGCCUUCAGAUCCCUCCAGCCCUGUGAAUGCCACCAGAUCAAGUCCCUGCAGUACAGCAUCACUGGUGAUGUCAUCUUGGUGGUGUCUGGUAAUGCACAGGCCAAGGUUUUGGACCGGGAUGGUUUCAAUGUGAUGGAGUGUGUGAAGGGAGACCAGUACAUUGUGGACAUGGCCAACACUAAGGGCCACACGGCCAUGCUGAAUGAUGGCUGCUGGCAUCCCAAGAUUAAAGGAGAGUUCAUGACCUGUUCUAAUGAUGGGACCGUGCGCACAUGGGAUGUGAACUCGGAGAAGAAUCACAAAUCUGUGUUCAAACCUCGCUCCCUCCAGGGGAAAAAGGUCACACCCACGUGCUGCACCUACAGCCGCGAUGGAAAGCUCAUUGCAGCUGGUUGCCAGGAUGGCAGCAUCCAGAUCUGGGACAGAAACCUCAGUGUCCACACUAAAUUUCACUGCCGUCAGGCCCACACUCUCGGAUCAGACCCGUCUUGCCUCGCAUUUUCCUACGAUGGCCUGGCUUUAGCUUCACGUGGGGGUGACGACACUUUGAAAUUGUGGGAUAUACGCAACUUCAAAAAGCCUGUUAAUGAAGCUAGCGGACUGACCAACUACUUCACUAUGACUGACUGCUGUUUCAGCCCAGAUGACAAGCUUCUUGUGACGGGGACUUCAGUGAAAAAAGACGAGGGAAAUGGAAAGCUGGUUUUCUUUGACCGCACAUCCUUUCAGAGAGUCUACGAAAUAGAAGUCACCAAUGCAAGCGUGGUCCGCUGCCUGUGGCACCCCAAGCUCAAUCAGAUAAUGGUGGGAACUGGAAAUGGACUAGUCAAAGUCUACUAUGACCCAGUUAAAAGCCACAGGGGCGCUAAGCUGUGUGUAGUGAAGAACAAGCGGAAAGAGAAGCAUGCGGAGUUGCUAACACAAGAUUACAUCAUCACGCCUCACGCCCUGCCCAUGUUCAGAGAGGCUCGUCAGCGUAGUACACGCAAGCAGCUGGAAAAGGACCGGCUCGACCCCAAGAAGUCCCACAAGCCUGAACCUCCUGUUUCCGGACCAGGUCGGGGCGGUAGAGUGGCAGCUCACGGUGGCACUUUGUCUUCAUUCAUUGUGAAGAACAUCGCUUUAGAUAAAACAGAUGACAGCAACCCCCGCGAAGCCAUCUUACGUCACGCCAAGGAGGCCUCGGAGAACCCGUACUGGGUCGCACCAGCAUACAAAAGCACACAACCAGAAACCUUGUUUGCUGAGGAUUCAGAAGAGGAUGAGGAGGCUGACAAGGAACCAGAGUGGAAGAAACGCAAAAUCUGAGCAGUUCACACAAAGGCUGUGGGUCAACAGGAUCAAUCCCGUCGUGCUCAAAUAAUCAGUCAUUUCUGACAGUCCUGCUUCCUGUGAAGUCUCCUCAGCUUGUGUGUAUGUUUGUGUUUGUAUGUUAGUCUGCCGUUGUAAACUUUGCAUCAUUUUGUCUGAAUUUACAGUAUUUUCUUCACUUUUAAAUUUAAGAGUGUUUCACUCUGUUUUGACUAUAUAUUCUUCAUCUUCAUCAUUUCCAUUGUCCUCUCCUCCCCACAUUUCCAGUUUGCUUAAUGCCUCCUAAAUCGGCUCCAGAUUUUGUGGUCUGGUGCCGUUUAUCUUCGAAGAACGCUUCACAAGUUUGUAGAACUAAAAUAAUCGAGAAGCACAAAUGUUACAACCAGUUUUAUUUUGGAAUGUUUUCUCCACAGCUUUGAUGUGUUUUUAUGAGCGAUGCACACAACGUGUGCAGUCAUACGCAGAUUUAGAUGUUUUCUUCUGACUAUUAAAAUAAUUUGUUUUACCUUCACAAACUCUGCUGAAUAUCUCGAUGCUCUGACUAGUCCUCAAACUCCAUGAUUUUUUUUUUUUAAUGUACUCGAUGUACAGCCAGUUGUCACUACUGUUUUUUUUUUGUUUUUUUUUACACAUUGCUUCAUACAUUAUAAAUUAAAGGUGUGGGGGAGUGUAUUUUCUUCAUAGUUUAAAUUGCAGUAAAUUACUGCACAUGUUGGAUUUUCUUUAAAGGUUGUGUGAAGUUAUUUGGAAUUUCUUUCCAUUUGUUUCAGCAUCACAUCACUUUAUGGUUCAUAGCCAGUUUUUUUUUUCUUCUUGCAUAAUGAACUAAACAUUUUGGCUGCCUGUGAUCAGUGAAUUGUGUCUAACUUACCCGGUGUUUUUGCAAGUCAGUGAUAAAAUAUUUAAGCAAC